This is a messenger RNA of Juglans regia (Persian walnut), 4814 nucleotides long. Its product is annotated as flowering time control protein FPA-like. Gene Ontology annotation, molecular function: RNA binding. The transcript is spliced from 5 exons. Bases 148 to 3123 code for a protein of 991 amino acids. The record is from RefSeq and is a predicted model, not a curated record. Lineage: Eukaryota; Viridiplantae; Streptophyta; Magnoliopsida; Fagales; Juglandaceae.
UAUAAGUAUCAUUUCUCCAAGUUUUAGUACUUCGUUUCAUCAACAUUCAUUACCCCAUCCAGUCUCCUCUCUCCAUUUCUGGCAGUCCUCCGUCUUUUUCUCUCUCUCCACCGAAGCCUGAUUUUCUCUCGACGGUUUUCCGUCGCAAUGCCACCUCCGAUCAAAUCGAACAGGCUGGGCAGGAUCUCCGACUCCGAUGAGUCCGAUACGCCAUCGAACAAUUUGUGGGUGGGGAACCUGGCGAGCGACGUGACCGACUCUGAUCUCAUGGAGCUCUUCGCCCAGUACGGGGCGCUCGACAGCGUCACCACCUACUCGUCGCGUAGCUACGCCUUCGUCUUUUUCAAGCUCGUCGAGGACGCCAAGGCCGCGAAGGACGCUUUACAAGGUGCGGAGCUGCGAGGGAACCGGGUCAAGAUCGAGUUUGCUCGCCCGGCAAAACCUUGCAAGCAACUAUGGGUGGGUGGAAUUAGCCCAACCGUCUCAAAGGAAGAAUUGGAAGAAGAGUUUCUUAAGUUUGGUAAAAUUGAGGAUUUUAAGUUCCUCAGAGACCGUAAUACUGCAUUUGUUGAAUACCUUAGAUUGGAAGAUGCAUCCCAAGCCAUGAGAAAUAUGAAUGGGAAGCGUUUAGGUAGUGACCAGAUACGCGUGGAUUUCCUUCGAUCGCAGCCCUCAAGAAGAGAACAGUGGCCUGACUCCAGAGAUGGGCUGUUUCAGGGCAGAAGCAUGGUAUCUGUGGAUUCCCAUUUAGGCCAUAAAAGACAACUGCAUCCUCAGUCUUCUGUAGGCCGAAGAGGAGAUGGUCAACCCAGUAAUGUCUUGUGGGUAGGUUACCCACCCUCUGUUCAGAUUGACGAACAAAUGCUCCAUAAUGCCAUGAUUUUGUUUGGUGAAAUAGAAAGAAUUAAGAGUUUUCCUUCAAGGCACUACUCCUUUGUGGAGUUUAGGAGUGUGGACGAAGCCCGGCGUGCCAAGGAGGGGUUGCAAGGUCGGCUUUUUAAUGAUCCUCGAAUAACCAUUAUGUUUUCAAGCAGUGGGCUGGCACCUGGCAAAGAUUACCCUGGAUUUUAUCCUACAACCAAAGGGCAAAGGCCAGAAAUGUUUGUUAAUGAACCUCCAUUUCUACCUGCACAGAUGGAUAUGCUUGGUCAUAAUCGUCCUGUAGUAUCAAAUAAUUUUCCUGGACCAUUGCAAACUAUGCCAAUGAGGCCUUUUGGUCGUCAAGGUAGUCUUGAACCUCCGUUUUCAGGCUCAGAAUUUGAUGAUUUGGCCACACAUCCGAAUUUUCAGGAUGGUGAUUUGAAGAAUAUGAUGGGUUCAAACUGGAAAAGGCCAUCCCCUGCACCUGGGAUGCUCCCUUCUCCUGCACCAGGUAUUAGACCAUCCGCAAGAUCCACAUCUGGUGCUUGGGAUGUAUUAGACAUAAAUCAAUUUCAGAGGGAUUCUAAAAGGUCAAGGAUGGAUGAUGCUUUGCCUGUUGACGAUGUUUCUUUUCCUUUGAGAAGGAUUGAUGAUCGUGGGUUGGGGUUGGAUCAAUCUUAUGGGUCUGGUCUGGUAAUUGAUGGAGAUGCUUCUAAUCAUUUCAGAAAUGUUCAAGGGAAGAGCCGCCUCAGUCCUGUUGGUAGUAGAGUCAUGGCUGGAGGACCUGGUCAGGGUCAGGUUGAUAAUGAUUACAUAUGGCGUGGGAUUAUCGCUAAGGGGGGAACACCUGUUUGUCAGGCACGUUGUGUUCCCAUAGGAAAAGGAAUAGAAACUGAGCUUCCUGAAGUAGUUAAUUGCUCGGCCAGGACAGGAUUGGAUAUGCUCACGAAGCAUUAUGCUGAUGCCAAUGGGUUUGAUAUUGUUUUCUUCUUGCCAGACAGUGAAGAUGAUUUUGCUUCGUACACUGAAUUUCUUCGCUACCUAGGUGCCAAAAACCGUGCUGGUGUUGCCAAGUUUGAUGAUGGGACCACCUUAUUUUUGGUACCUCCAUCAGACUUCUUAACUAAUGUUUUGAAAGUGGUGGGCCCUGAACGUCUAUAUGGUUUGGUUCUCAAGUUUCCACAACAAGCUCCUAGUGGCACAUCAAUACUGCAACAAUCAUAUCUUCCCAUUCCUUCUUCUCAUUAUAUGGACAGACAGCAGAUUCCUCCUCGUGCCGAGUAUGGUGUACUCUCUUCUAGGGAGGAACAAGUUUUGCCAAUGGAUUAUAGUAGGGUUUUGCAUGAGGACUCUAAGCUUCCUCCUAAAUCAGUUUUCCCAGUUACAAGUGAGUCGCCUGCGAUGCAGUCAGUACCCCAAGAUUACACUACUAGCAAUGCACCUGCAGUGUCCCAACCUGGAGUAACAUUAACCCCUGAACUUAUUGCUACUCUAGCUUCCUUGCUACCUCCAAACACACAGUCUUCUGUUUUAGAAAGUGCAAAGCCCGAAUUAGGCUCAUACUCUGUCAGACCUUCAGUUCCACCUCAAGUUGCAUCCGAUAAAGAGACACCAUCCCAAGACUGGAAACAAGAUCAUCAAACAUCUGACUAUGUGGGUCAUUCAUUGCAACAGUUGAGGAGUCAGUUUAAUCCUCCAAUACAAAACCCAGCCCAGUAUCAGCCUUACCCAUCUGUCUCAAUCACUCCAGGCCAUAGUGCCCCAUUGGUACUUGGCAGUGCCCAAAUUCAGGACUCUUCUAUCAGCUUGCCACGGCAGGGUGCAAUUUUGUCUCGGCCUCUGAACCAAAAUGGACAGGCUGCUGCCUCUUCCCAAGUGAGUCAGCCGUAUCAGCUUGAAAUUCCUCCUAGUGGUCAGAGAGGCUAUGGCAUGGUUCAUGGAAUGCAAGCUUCUGGAAUGUAUAGUUCACCAGCUUUUCAGCAGGCUAAUGGUCCUUUGACAUCACCUGGUCAGGCUCAUGGUUCUCUUCAUUCCCAUCCAGGAACAGUAGCAGCUGAAAAAGUGAGCUCAGAGCUUCCUGGUCAGGUGCAGCAGCUUCAGUCUGCACUCUUUGGCACUUCCCAGGGCACGCAAGAUGUUGAGGUUGAUAAGAAUCAGCGCUACCAGUCAACGCUACAAUUUGCUGCUAGCCUCCUUCAACAGAUUCAGCAGCAGCAGCAAGCGACCACUCAGGCAGGACGAGGGUCUGGAAAUCAACAAUGAGGUAAUCCCUCCUCACAUGAGUAAAAUUCAACUGAUGAAUCCCUUUCUUGAACAAACCUCUCUUCUCCAGUUUGUAGGUGGUUUGUUGGCUAACUUUAGUCGUUAUUUAGAUUCCCUUUUUGUUUUCUUAUGAUAAAUGUUCAGGGUCAUUUUUAUUAUUCGUUGAUAGUUUUAUAUCAAAAGUUUCAAACAACUUUGCUAGCGAAACUGAAUUAUAAAUGAUAUGCUUUAUUUUGGUUCUAGAAACCGGGUACAAAAUUUAGAUGGAGAGAUUACUAGUUUUCAAUUCUAUGAUAGUCAAAACAUUGAAAAUGUGAUACACAUGGGAAAGACUGGCUUUUUGUGGUUCCUUUUGAAGUUAUACCAGAUAAUAUGGUUAGAAUGAGAGAGUGACUAUAUAGUAAGGAGAUGUUAGUUUUUUAAGCAGUAAGUGGUUGUUUUGGGCAACUAAUGCAAUUUUAUUAAAGUGCAAGGGGCGCAACCCAAGCACACUGGAAGUGUACAGGAGAAAGCACCCAAAUAGGGAAAAUAAGUAAAAUGAUAAAAUAAAUUAUAAAAUGGAAAAGCUAGGACUAUCAUGAUUCGACAUCCAACCAGAAUAUUUGGAGUUUCUAGUAUUAUGAUUCUUAGUUCUACCACCAUCCUCAUACAAUUUUUGAAGUUUCUAUCAUAGCUUUAGUUCUAAAUACACCACGUUAAGCAUGAAGGAACCAUUUGCCAAACUUCUACACAGCAUUGACCUACAUUUGGAUAUCUUCAACAAGCCAACAACUCUACUGUCGGUUGUGGCAUGACACACUAUAUGCCAAAAGAUUAAAAACUAAAGCCCAUAAAGCUCUAGCCCACAGUGCAACAAAAGAUGAUAAGCAGUUUCCCCACUUCUUGUAUGUACAACACAUCAUUAUGACGUGCCUCUUUUUUAGAUAUUAUCAAUAGUUAAAAUCUUCCCUAAUGCUGCUGCCCCCCAAUCUUUUUUUGAUUGGCACGGGGUGUCCAGAACAAAGUCUUGACUAAUCCCAGAAGGCUUUACUGGAUUGUUUGUUUCCUGGUUUGACAUGGUAUUAAGUUUAUUAUUGAUAUUUAAAUGAAUUUCUAUUUGAAACUUGUGUGUUGACUGCUUUUUCUUUGGCUAGGCAUAGAAUUUAUUAUUGUCUUUACCAGAAAUGUGUGUUUUUGUGUUUGGUCAGUGUGCUUUUUUUAUUUUUCUCAGUAUGCUUUUACUACUCGAGUGUGUGUUUUUUAAGAGACUACUGCAUUGUGUAGAGUGGUUGUCUAACUGAUUCAGUACUAUGAUACCUUGCUCCCUAUCAUGCUUGUUGAUGAUUCCUCUUAUCUGAUGGUUUUAGUUCCCUUAUGUAUAAGAUGUCAUAUCACCGUUAUUUGGUCUAGUUUAUCAACAUUCAGUUUCUGCAAUUGCAUUUGCGUGUCUAUUAGCUUAUGCCUAGAAUUCAUGGCUUUUGGGUGACAUAUGGAGCUGCGUUUUUGUGAUGCAUCUGUUAAUAAUUAUUUAGUCUAACAUUAUGGUGAUCAUCUCUUAAAACUAGUUAAAUUGUGAGAGUCAAAUGUAACAGAAGUUAGUUUGAAGGAGUUUGUUUUUAACUUAAUUUUGAAGACUACUAUGAGAUUUGUAAAAUUAAAUUUAUGUCUGUAAAUACAAAGUGACGGAUGUUCACCACCACCUUAAGAAACUA